Colletotrichum orchidophilum is the source of this 1071-nucleotide messenger RNA. RefSeq lists its product as uncharacterized. Lineage: Eukaryota; Fungi; Ascomycota; Sordariomycetes; Glomerellales; Glomerellaceae. The transcript is spliced from 6 exons. The record is from RefSeq and is a predicted model, not a curated record. Bases 1 to 1071 code for a protein of 356 amino acids.
AUGUUAAUCGCCAACGUUGCCUCGGCUCUUCUAGUGUUGUCUGGGCUUUCUGCCGCAUUGCCGAAGCCCAUUCUGCAGGCGAAUAAUGAUGCCUUGGAAAGCCGCGCGUCGAAGGAUGUCAACCCAGCAGCCGUCACCGGGACCACCUGCACAGACAAAAACAUCAAAAUUGAUACCCACGACAUGAAUGUUGCUACACUGGCUAUCUGUGGCGGCAUCGCAGGGUCCAUCCAGAAAUGCGGCGGUGCACCAAAGAGCACCACGGGCGUAUCUGGGACAGCGAAGUUCACCUUGAACCCUACUACUUCUGGUGCCGUGGGGGCGGCUACUCAGGCAGACGUCUCCAAGGUAGCCGGCCGUGCCGAGCCCGCUGAGUUCGAAGCCCAGACCAAGGCCGGCCCCGAUGGCAGUGACUUCGAGAACUCAGCUCCCUUCCGUGUCAACGACAGCGCCAGCUCCACCGCUGACUCCCUCAUCAUGCUCGAGGGAGCUUACGAGGGCUUCGUCAAGACCCUCGGCUGGCGGUCCUCCGGCCCCUCUUUCAACGAAGCCCCUGAUACCGGAUCUUACUCCAAGAUCAAUGUCUACUCGAUCUCCAACGUCGACAGCGCCGCCGGCCUCGGCAAGGACAUGGUCCACCAGAUGACGGUCCGGCACGAGAAGAACAGCAACGAGACGCCCCUCCACACUCGAUCGCAUGUCGGCCACCACCAGGCCCAGGAGACCUUCAAAUGCGCCAAGGACAGCAUCACCUUUGGUAACGUUGACAAGUCUGGCCAUGACUACAAGGUCAAAUCCGCCCGCGCCCACCGCUACAUGGGCUACAAUAUCAUGCCCCCGACGACUUUGAGUGGCAAGGUCGACCUCACCAACAAUGCCGGCUCCGCAGAGGUCACCAGCGGCGAGGAGGCCAGCUUGGUUGUUGCCAACACCUCCAAGAAUCUGAUCUUCUACAACGGCUUCCAGCUCGCCAUCAGCGACGCCAACAAAGGCUGUGACUACGCUUUCAACCUGACGGAGGCUACCGUUGCGCAAGUGGCGGAGAAUAGUGUACUGUCAGCUACUCAGUGA